AUGGAUGUGUAUACACUUAUACAUCGUGUGAUGAUGCUGUUUUUGAAUAAAACCGCGUGCCGUGAAGGAAUGGACCAUUGGGCGGAGCACACUUGCCUUACCUUCGAGGAAGCCAGUGACUUGUCGGGUCCUCACUUGAAGUACAAGAAGCUCUCCGGCUGCUACUCCUUCCUCGGUCGGCUGUGGUGGCAGAGCGGCCGAGACAGCUCCAUCGGGGAAAACUGCGACAGGGUGGCAUUCACAAAGGACUUCGAGAUUUUAUACGAAGGAAUUGUCGUGCAAAUCUUUAAGCCACCCACGAGAUCGGGCACGCCGUGGGCUUCUUCCACGAGCAGUCCCGCCUCUGACCGCCACUCCAACAUACAAGUCAACGAGGAGAACAUCAUUGAAGACAAAUUAUCUCAGUUCGCAAUACAGACCAUCGGCAUCGACGUCUAUUCCGUGCUUUAUGACUACAGUUCCGUUAUGCACUAUGGCUCCAAGGAACUUAUAGGAUCUCGCAAAGGCCUUUCUCACUACGAUAAGUUACUCGCUAACCGCAUGUACUCCUGCAUAGACCCUUGGCUGACACAGUGCAGACUUGUGAGCGACCCGUACUAG
Molecule: messenger RNA, 600 nt
Organism: Penaeus vannamei (Pacific white shrimp)
Lineage: Eukaryota; Metazoa; Arthropoda; Malacostraca; Decapoda; Penaeidae
Source: RefSeq, a predicted model, not a curated record